AUGUUCCGCACGCACCCGCUCACCGUCGCCGCUCUUUCGCUCUUCUCGCUCGCCGCCCGCGUGGUGCGAGCCUCGCCCUGCGUCACCUUCGACGCCAACUUCAACCUGCUCGCCUUCGGGCUCGACGGCAAGGACUGGAACGCGGGCACCCAGGACUCGUGGACGAGCGGUAGCGCGUCCGAGAUCACCGCCAGCGGUCGCCCGCCGUUCGACGGCACGAACACGACCUGCUACCUCGCCCAGUUCUACAACGCCAUCUACGUCCUCAACGGCGACGCCUCCUCCGCCUCCUCCGUCCACAUCUACGACGCCACCGCCAAAUCCUGGUCCACCCAGUCCGUCACCGCCGGCACCUUCGACCCCAGCGCGGACUACAAGGCCGUCCUCGACCACGACACCAACGUCUUCUACGCCCUCUCCGGCGCGGGCGAGCUCUUCUUCCUCGACAUGGGCGCCCUCACGAGCGCGAACGGCUCGGCGAUCGCCUGGACGGACGUCGAGAAGGCCGGGUUCGACGCGGACGGGUACGACCCCGUCAUGGCGCUCGCGCAGAACCACGUCCACUUCCUGAACGUGCCCGGCGUCCCCGCCGGCUCCGCCCAGAUCUUCGUCAUCCACUUCUCCUUCUUCCAGCCCGACGCGCAGGCUUACCCCCAAUCGGACGGCUCGACCGGCUUCCCCGCCACGCACGGCCAGACCGCCUCCUUCUUCCAGUCCUCGGGCGUCCAACAAGAGUUCGCCUUCAUCCCGGACGACGGCUCGGCGACCUACGUCAUCAACGUCGAGAACAACUCGACGACGCAGCUCGCGGGCCCGAGCACGAAAGACGCCGGCGCGCGCUACGCCGCCUCCAUCACCGCGCUCGUCCAGCUCGCCCCGGACGGGUCCGUGAGCUACCUGCCGUACAAGCAGGGCGACGCCGCGACGAACGCCGCCGCCUCCUGGGCCUCCGUGAAAAACCUCGCGUCCGCCGCGCCCGCGAGCGCCGGCGCGUCCGGCUCCGCGACGGCGAGCGGCUCGAAGGGCGCCACCGGCACCGGCACCGCGUCCGCGACGGGCUCGGGCUCGUCCAGCACGACGACGACCAGCGGCGCGAGCCAGCAGCAGCGCGUGUUCGCCGGGAUGGGCGUCGCUGCCGUCCUCGGCGCCCUCGCGCUCUUGAUCUGAUCCGUGAAUCCUGAUCUACGUACGAUUCGGGGUCGUUCGGACCCCAUCGCGUUUCUUUUGGAUGAUCUUAAAGAUAGAUCUUCGGACGUUUAUCGUGUGCGACGCGGAUCCAUCACUACUAUUCGGCUGGCUAAAUAACAAGUAUCGUUACUAAUCCCCCCCCCUCCCCCCCUUGCAACCGCCCCUUCCCC
Molecule: messenger RNA, 1358 nt
Organism: Punctularia strigosozonata HHB-11173 SS5
Lineage: Eukaryota; Fungi; Basidiomycota; Agaricomycetes; Corticiales; Punctulariaceae
Exons: 6
Coding region: 1-1167 (388 amino acids)
Source: RefSeq, a predicted model, not a curated record